AUGGAUAUUCUGUCGAGUUUUUUCUUGUUAAUCCAUAUUACUUCACUAGUUCUGCUCUCUGGGUUCUCCGAUGGAACGGAUCUUCUGAGCUCCACUCAGUCUGUUAGUGAUGGCAGGAGCCUUGUUUCCAAAAGCGGAAUCUUUGAACUGGGCUUUUUCAGUCCUGGAAGCUCAAACAACCGUUACUUGGGAAUUUGGUACAAGAAUAUCCCAGUCCCAACUGUGGUUUGGGUGGCAAACAGGGGCGAACCGAUCAAUGACUCAUCUGGUUUGCUAAUGAUAAACAGCACAGGCGAUCUUGUACUGCUCAGUCAAAGCAAUGGUGUUGUUUGGUCAUCAAACUUGAAGAAAGAAGCUAGAAAUCCAAUAGUGCAACUCCUAGAUUCUGGAAAUCUUGUUAUCAGAGAUGAAAGGGAUGGUAAUUCAGAAACAUUUUUAUGGCAAAGCUUUGACUAUCCAACUGACACAAUUUUACCAGGGAUGAAAAUUGGAUGGGACUUGAAAACAGGCCAUGAACGACAACUGUCAGCAUGGAAGAGCUCAGAUGAUCCAACUCCUGGAGAUUUCACUAUGGGGGUGGCGCUGUACAACUUCCCUGAUACAUUUGCAUGGAAGGGUUCAAAAAAGCACUUCAGAAGUGAUGGCCUUAGAUACAGUGGUGCGCGCGAGUCAAGGUCUAGUCCUUUUCAGUACAGCUUCCCGUCGAUGUUUGAAUUAAACUUUGUAUGGAAUGAGACUGAGGUGUACAAUAUCUUUUACGUCAAAAAUAAAUCGGUGAUGGCAAGGAGCAUCUUAAACCAAACUACAUAUCAGUCUGAGUUCUACAUAUGGAAUGAAGAAACCAGCACUUGGAUGCUAAAUUGGUACAUGCCAAGGGACAUCUGUGACACUUAUGGAUACUGUGGUGCAUAUGGGAAAUGUGACAAUACAGAAUCGCCACCUUGUGAAUGUUUAAGAGGAUUCAAGCCUAAAUCACCACUGUAUUGGGCUCAAGGAUGCGAGCGCAAUAAGCCAAUAGAUUGUCAGAAUGGGGAUGGGUUCAUCAAAUUUGAUGGACUGAAAUUGCCAGAUACAACACGUUCUUGGGUUAACAAAAGUAUGAAUCUCAAAGAAUGCAGAGACAAGUGCUUACAAAACUGUUCGUGUAUGGCCUUUGCAAACACUGAUAUUAGAGGAGGAGGCAGCGGUUGUGCCAUUUGGUUGGGUGAUCUGAUCGAUAUAACCCAGUUAAAAUCCAGUGGACAGGAUCUAUAUAUUCGAAUGUCUUCUUCUGAAACAGGAACAAAAUAUGAGAGUAUUAAAGUGAAGAUAACAGUUCCAAUUGCUAUUUUCAUAGUUGCCGGUUUGUCUCUUCUCAGCUAUUACAUCUGCAGAUCCCAUGCAAAAGUAAAGGGAACCAACAAUGAAGGGCAAGAGGAGGAAGGGAUGGAACUCCAAACGUUCGACAUAGCUGUAAUAGCUAAAGCCACCAAUGACUUUUCAAACGACAACAAGCUAGGAGAAGGUGGUUUCGGGUCAGUUUACCGGGGUAACCUGCUAGAUGGACAAGAAAUUGCUGUGAAGAGGCUUUCAAGAAGCUCUAGACAAGGGUUAAAUGAGUUCAAAACUGAAGUAAAACUUAUAGCCAAACUUCAACAUAGGAAUCUUGUAAAACUUCUUGGAUGCUGCAUUUGCGGAGAAGAAAAAAUGCUAGUUUAUGAAUAUAUGCCUAAUAAAAGUUUGGACUUCUUCAUUUUUGAUAAAACAAGAAGUAAGCUAUUAGAUUGGCCGAUACGAUUUCACAUUAUCUGCGGUGUUGUUCGGGGGCUUCUCUAUCUACAUCAAGAUUCAAGAUUGAGAAUUGUACACAGAGAUCUUAAAUCUAGUAAUGUUCUUCUCGAUAGCGUGAUGAAUCCGAAAAUUUCAGACUUCGGCCUAGCUAGAACUUUUGGAGGAGACCAAACUGAGGGCAACACGAGCAGAGUUGUUGGAACAUAUGGUUAUAUGGCACCGGAAUACGCUUUUGAUGGGCAAUUCUCAUUAAAAUCAGAUGUUUUUAGUUUUGGAAUACUGGUGUUGGAGAUCAUAACUGGAAAGAGAAAUAGAGGAUUCUACCAACCUAACCAUGGCUAUAACCUUACUGGACAUGCAUGGACAUUGUGGAAGGAAGGAAGGCCAUUAGACUUGAUUGAUUCAUUUUUGCAAGAGUCGUGUGCUCCAUCGGAAGUGUUAAGGUGCAUCCACAUUGCUCUCUUAUGCGUGCAACAGAAUCCUGAUGACAGGCCAUAUGUGUGUUCGGUGGCUCUAAUGUUGGGUGGCGAGAAUCCAUUCAGUCAACCCAAAGAACCUGGCUUUUUUAUGGAAAAGAAAACGCUUGAAACAAAUUCUUCAGCAAUCAAGCUUGAAUCACCUGCUACCAAUGAUAUCAGUAUCUCAGUGUUGGAGGGUCGAUAGAGGAUUCUUGAACUACCUAUAUGAUUCAUGUUGCCAUUGUCUUAUCAAAAUUAAUCGUUUGUUGAUACCUUUUUGAAACUUAUAUUUCUAAAUCAUGAGAACAGAAUAUAUGUUUUG
Messenger RNA from Durio zibethinus, 2550 nucleotides. NCBI's taxonomy places the organism in Eukaryota, Viridiplantae, Streptophyta, Magnoliopsida, Malvales, Malvaceae. The record is from RefSeq and is a predicted model, not a curated record.